GAAAGCUCCAUCUCUCUCUAUCUCUCUUUGUCUGAAAACAAGAAUGAAGCUUUAGCAAUGGAGGACAGAAAAGCUAAGAUUGUAGCUGCAACGUCGAUCAUCACGCUCGUUAUCUUCAUAAUCGUUGCACGAAUCUCUCUCAAACUUUCCCCAACUUUCUUUCUCAUUUGUGGGGCAGGUGUUGCUGUGAUCCUUGCUGUGUUUGUAUGGCUAGUGAUCAGACAUCAGUACAAUUUCCGGAGAAAGAUUUUGGAAUCAAAACACGCGUCAGAAGGCCGCGAGCUGCGCGUGGAGUAUAGCUUUCUUCGAAAAGUUGCAGGGGUUCCUACGAAGUUUAGGUACAAGGAGCUAGAGGAUGCAACAGAUCAUUUCGAGACACUGGUUGGGAAAGGGGCUUCAGCUUCUGUUUACAAGGGGAUUCUAAGUGAUGGGACUCAAGUGGCAGUGAAAAAGCUCGAUGCAGAGGAGCGCGGCGAGAGGGAAUUCAAGUCAGAAGUUGCGGCAAUUGCAAGCCUGCAACAUAUCAAUCUUGUGCGCCUUCUCGGGUAUUGUUGUGUUCCUGCAGGACCGCGUUUCUUGGUUUAUGAUUUCAUUCCAAAUGGAUCGCUGGAUUUGUGGAUUUUCUCUCAAAAGGGAAGGCAUAUUCGGCGUGGGGGGUGCUUGCCUUGGGACUCAAGGUACAGGGUUGCAGUUGAUGUUGCUAAAGCGCUUUCUUACCUGCAUCAUGAUUGCAGGUCAAGGAUUUUGCACCUUGAUGUGAAGCCAGAGAACAUACUUUUGGAUGAUAAUUACAGAGCAAUUGUGGUGGAUUUUGGCCUUUCAAAACUAAUGGGGAAAGACGAGAGUAGAGUUAUGACCACGAUUCGGGGGACUAGAGGCUACUUAGCUCCUGAGUGGCUCUUGGAGCAUGGAAUUUCUGAAAAAACGGAUGUGUACAGUUAUGGAAUGGUGCUUCUUGAGAUGAUCGGAGGGCGGAACGUUAGCUUUGUCGAAAAUGGCAAAGCCAACGACAAGUCCCACAGGAAAAGGGAGUAUUUUCCCCAAAUUGUUAUUGAAAAAAUGAGAGAAGGCAAGCUUAUGGAAGUUGUUGAUCAAAGGCUAAUAGAAAGCGGAGGCAUUGAUGAAAGGGAGGUAAAAAGACUUGUUCAUAUAGCUUUGUGGUGCAUACAAGAGAGGGCUAGGCUUAGGCCUACCAUGUCACAUGUGGUGGAAAUGCUCGAGGGCCGGACGCCCGUGGAGGAGCCUCCCGACACCCAAAUGGUGGUUGUCGAUUUUUCGGCAAUGGAUGAAGAGGCGGCGAACGGCAAUAGGAUGCCAAAGAUUGGUGGUGCCGCCUUGGCAACACAAAUAGGGAGCAAUGAUGCAUCCACAUCAACAUGGUCAUAUGAAAAUGCAAUGUCCAUGAUAGCCCCAAGAUAGGUCCAUAGACAUGAUUGAUUAGUUGCUUCUUAAUUUAUAGAUAUUUUAGUCUAAACAAUGCAUUUUUUAGGUUCACCAAUUUUUUCUUCGUGGUAAAUUUUAUGCUCCUUUAUAUAUAUAUAUAUAUAUAUGAACAUCUUU
This is a messenger RNA of Malus domestica (apple), 1560 nucleotides long. RefSeq names its product probable receptor-like protein kinase At5g20050. Gene Ontology annotation, biological process: protein phosphorylation. The record is from RefSeq and is a predicted model, not a curated record. NCBI's taxonomy places the organism in Eukaryota, Viridiplantae, Streptophyta, Magnoliopsida, Rosales, Rosaceae. Gene Ontology annotation, molecular function: ATP binding; protein kinase activity.